AUGUCUACUUCCAUCAUCCAUCGGCUGAACGAAGACAUCCUCCUUGCCAUCCUCUCCUAUCUUCCAGGCCACGACGCAGUACAACUCGCUCGUACCUGCAAGUUCAUGUACGCGCUCUCCUGUCCAAAUUGUAGUGUGGAGAUAUCCCACCUGGAACAACACAAGGUAUCUCGGCUGGCUGAGGCGAUCUGUCGGCCUGGUUCUUCCUGCGCAGCCUACUUGGGAGAUCUCGGCAUCUCCCUGAUGUCAAAUAAAGACGAAGACAUAAGGGCCUUGGGCGAGAUCCUCAGGACUAUCAAGAGCCUCCGCAAGCUGAGUCUUUCCGCCGCGACUCAGAAAGGCUGGACGGAAUGCCCAUCGAUCAUCCACGCUCUCACUCAAAUGAAGGAUCUACGAGCACUUGAUUAUUAUCCAAUCUUCCUCGACGACGUACUUCCGAUGAUCCAGUCCAUCCCCUCGCCUAACCUCGUCAACCUCAGUCUCGGGUAUGAUGUGGUCUGCCAUCACGAUUUCGCUCCUCUGCUAUCGGCGCUCAAAUCAUUCCCCAAGCUCGUCAUCCUCACCUUGUAUAACUUCACUCCGGAAUUGGGCACUCUUGAUGCUAUUCUGACAUCAUCACUCCCGUCCAUCCGGCAUAUCGCCCUUAAGGCGGUCUCCAUCGCCGCCACGGACAUCCUCUACCUCUGCCCUAACCUCGAAACGAUCGAGCUCUCCCCAAGCCACGAAAGAAAGCACAUGCAAGGCCACACGGAUCAGACCCGGCCGAGAUGGCCCACCGGCAAGGUCUCCAGCUUCACCGUGGACAUCCGCCACGGAACGAGAUUCGGCGGGCUCGUCGUCCUGCUCCACGACGAACAGCUGCAGGAUAUCCUCGUCGAGCUGCUCGAGCGCCGCGCGAGCCCCGUCCCGUGCCUCGAGCUCGGUGGAGAUUGGGAGUUCACCCGCGACGGCGCCACCGCCGUCGACGCCGACACGUCGCGCCGCCUCGCGCGCCUCCUCGCCGCGCUCCAGCCGCGCGCUCUCACCCUCCCAGUGCACGCGGGCUACCAGAGCCCGGACACGGAUCUCGACGGCCGGAUGUGGAUCGCGGCCGCGCGGAGGCUCCCGCGCCUGCGCUCGCUCACCCUGCGCAGCGUCGGAGCGGACGACUGGGAGGUCCUGGCAGUGAGCCCGUCUGACGCGGAGCUCAUAGACCCCAUCUCCCUGGUGCGAGUCUCGCGGGAAACGCUGCCGGCGGCGCUGGCGCGGCUCCCGCUGCACUGCCUGUUCAUCGAUGCCAGCGCUCGCCCCGUGAACCCGUCGGACGGGCGCCGCAGGCGUGGCUCGCUCGAGCCCUACAUAGAGCUGAAGCGUGUAGAAGCGUUGGAUGCGCUCCCCGCGAACCUGCUUCCCGCGCUCACGGAGAUGCGCGUUCUGGGCAUCAAGGGGAUGGCGGCGCAACCCGCAGAAGCGUUCAACGACGCCAAGGACUCGGAGCUGUUGCUUCGAGAGCUGGAUGGGUGGAGGAAGCAGCACGCCGGUGAACGGAACACGCGGUGGUGGCGGGUCGAUGGGACAGGGGCGGAGCGGAGCUUGGUGGAGAUUUGGCGCGAGUACGGGGAGCAAGCGCAGAAACUGGUGGAAAACGGCGACGCGGACCUGGCCGACAUAUAUUUGGAUCGCUGCCGGUAUGAGCCUUGA
Molecule: messenger RNA, 1680 nt
Organism: Epithele typhae
Lineage: Eukaryota; Fungi; Basidiomycota; Agaricomycetes; Polyporales; Epitheliaceae
Exons: 2
Coding region: 1-1680 (559 amino acids)
Molecular function (GO): protein binding
Source: RefSeq, a predicted model, not a curated record